GGAAGGAAGUUAACGAAUGAAAGUUAGAUCAAACCAUCAAAGCCAUUACUGAUUUCUGCAAAGACACUAGUGAAAACAGAACUGAUCACUAGAAUUUGAGUGGGGGAUAUCUAGUAGUGAAAUGGCAAAUGCUUGGAAAAGAGAUAAACAAUCACAAAUUUUCUCAAAUAGAAAUCUUCUAUUGUUUUUUCCGAUCUCACUUUUCCUUCUCUUUUUCUUCUUCUUAUCUUCAUCUAAAACAUCAAAUCCAAACCCUAAUUUCAUAAAUCAGUUUUCCACACAAACCCUAAGUAUAUUUAGUUCCUUCAAUCCAUAUGAUUGUUUAAAAUCACCUCAAUCUUACCCAGUUAUUGCUAAUGUAGUUGAAGGUGUGCGUUACCCAUUUCUGUACUCAAUAGCUGAUCUAGGUUCACUACCAGAUAAACCACAUAAGAACAUUGUUAGAAUGAUGAAAGGAAAACCCUUUAGGAAACCUGAUAUUUCUGUAACAAUUCAAGAAGUUUUGGAGAAACUAAAGAGUAAAGAUGAUGGGUAUGUUGUUGAUGUUGGGGCUAAUGUUGGUAUGGCUACUUUUGCUGCCUCUGCUAUGGGUUUUAAAGUUUUAGCAUUUGAACCUGUUUUUGAGAAUUUGCAAAGGAUUUGUGAUGGGAUCUUUUUUAAUAGAGUUGGUGAUAAGGUUACUGUCUUUGAAGCUGCUGCUUCGGAUCGACAUGGAAAUAUUACUUUUCAUAAGCUGGUUGGUCGGCUAGACAACAGUGCUGUUUCUGCUGUUGGUGCAAAGCUGGCAUUCAAGUCUAAUGAAGAAAUUGAGCUUCGGGUUAGGUCCAUCCCUUUGAAUGAAGUUAUCCCAGAUUCAGUUCGCGUGCAUUUGAUCAAGAUUGAUGUUCAAGGUUGGGAGUACCACGUAUUGAAAGGAGCAUCCAAGAUAUUAUCUAGAAAGGGUGGUGAAGCACCAUACCUAAUCUAUGAGGAAGAUGACCGAUUGCUUCAGGCCAGCAACAGUAGUGCCAAAGAAAUUCGAGAUUAUUUAAGCAGUAUGGGUUACAAGCAUUGUUCUCAGCAUGGCACAGAUGCCCAUUGCACCAAGGAAGGCUAGAGUUUAGCAUACAUGAUUCUAACCCAUGAAUUUUCCAUUCCUGAGCAGUGAAAGACUAUAAAUGGAGAUCUUCCCCAAGUUGUUCGGCGUCCUUAUUCGCGCGCCAAGAAUUACUUGAAAUGGGUGAUUAUCGUGUGGAAGCAUAAUUUAUCAACUUGGCCAGGUACGUGACUGAUGCCACAAUUGUACCGGUAGAAUGUGAAUAACUUUGAUUAUUCAGCCAUUAGGAAUUUAAAAGGAUUACUUUUAGUAAAUUUAGUCUUUUCUCGAAGAACGAUAUAGAAUGGAAUGGCCGGUAGCUAGCAGCUACACACACGUUCAGGAGAGUGCAGAAGCUAUUAGGCAAAAUUCUCGGGUCUGAUGUGAUGUUGUCUGUAAGCCAUGGAAACACCAGUGUGGUGGGUAGUCUUGUUUGUGUUCUGGUAACAUGAUUUUUUGCAUAAUGGUUGUGCUCAUCUUGUAAUUUGCUAUGUGGCUAUCUUAAAAUUAGUUGAAAAUUGAAGCCUUUCUGGUUCUUUCCACUCCA
Messenger RNA from Papaver somniferum (opium poppy), 1622 nucleotides. RefSeq lists its product as uncharacterized. Lineage: Eukaryota; Viridiplantae; Streptophyta; Magnoliopsida; Ranunculales; Papaveraceae. The coding region runs from base 122 to 1096 and encodes 324 amino acids. The record is from RefSeq and is a predicted model, not a curated record. The transcript is spliced from 2 exons.